UGCAGUGUGAGCUGAGAACCAGGAAGUGCAGAGUGCAUGGUGAGAAUGUGCAGGUGAAGCUCUCCUGGCAAAGCAUUUCCUUGGAUACAGGACUGGAAAGCUGAUCAGGUCCAUAUUGAAAGGACAACCCCCGCAGCACAAGCAUGGUUUGCGCUUUAGGAGAAGAAUAUAGGAUAUGUUCUUGCAAUCACUCCUGCAUCUCCACAGAGUGUGUUCACCAUGCUAUUCUUAGGACUCAUAGCAUUUGCAUGGUGUCUGACUUUUUUUAUCCCAAUAUGGGAGGUGUGGAGAGUCAUAUUUAUCAACUAUCCCAGUGCCUGAUUGAGCGAGGACACAAAGUCAUAGUUGUCACUCAUGCCUAUGGGGAUAGGAAAGGCAUCCGUUAUCUCACCAACGGUCUGAAAGUAUAUUAUUUACCUUUAAAAGUCAUGUAUAACCAGUCUACUGCAACAACUCUUUUGCAUAGCCUUCCUCUGCUCAGGUAUAUUUUUGUAAGGGAACGUGUCACUAUCGUCCAUUCGCAUAGCUCAUUCUCUGCAAUGGCUCACGAUGCUCUCUUCCAUGCUAAGACAAUGGGACUCCAUACUGUGUUCACGGACCACUCACUCUUUGGCUUUGCUGAUGUCAGCUCAGUGCUCACCAACAAACUUCUCACAGUUUCUUUGUGUGAUACAACUCACAUCAUCUGUGUAUCUUACACCAGCAAAGAAAAUACUGUGCUCCGAGCAGCACUGGAUCCUGAAAUUGUCUCUGUGAUCCCAAAUGCUGUUGACCCCACGGAUUUCACUCCAGACCCACUUAAGAUAAAGGAGAACAAAAUUACCAUUGUGGUUGUUAGCAGACUUGUAUACAGAAAAGGGAUUGAUCUCCUAGGUGGUAUCAUUCCUGAAAUGUGUCAGAAAUACCCAGAACUGCAUUUUAUUAUUGGUGGUGAGGGGCCUAAACGAAUCAUUUUAGAAGAAGUGCGAGAAAGAUACCAACUCCAUGACCGAGUACAACUCUUGGGUGCAUUGGAGCAUCAGGAAGUACGGAAUGUACUGGUGAAAGGAGAAAUCUUUCUAAAUACAUCUUUGACAGAAGCUUUCUGUAUGGCAAUUGUAGAAGCUGUUAGCUGUGGAUUGCAGGUGGUGAGCACAAGAGUAGGUGGCAUUCCUGAGGUUCUGCCAGAGAAUUUAAUUAUUCUUUGUGAACCCUCUGUGAAGUCGCUUUGCAGUGGUUUAAAGAAAGCUAUAGAUAACAUGAAGUCCGGAACCUUACCGAGUGCCGAUGCAAUCCAUAAGGAAGUGAGGGAAUUUUAUACUUGGAGAGAUGUCGCUGAAAGGACUGAAAAAGUGUAUGAUCGGGUAUCACGUCAGACUGUAUUACCAAUGAACAAGCGACUUGAACGACUUAUAACGCACUGCGGCAUGGUCACAGGCUGUAUUUUCGCUCUGUUAGCCAUAGUUAGUUACAUAUUCCUGAUCUUUCUACGAUGGAUGACUCCUGAUUCUGUGAUUGACAUUGCUAUUAAUGCCACUGGACCUGAAGGGGCUUGGACCAGACAUUAUCCUCCUAAAAAAUCACUGAGAAACUGACCUUUUACUAUUACUUUAGUAGAGUAUUGCACUGUAUCCUACUGCCAAUGCUAUGUCCGUAUGACUUGAGAGCCACCGAAAACAUAUACAUUAUAAAGUUAUUUACGAAAGUGAGAAUUCAAACUAAAUUCAAAGGAGCAUUCUAGCUUUAGGAAUCCAAUCAUGUAUUUCUAAAACUAGAGUGUUAUGCUAACUAUUUAGAUUAAGUAAAAUAAAUAGUUCUUACUUAUCUUUAUUUCCAGGUGCGCUGGUCUCGCCAUUCCACCUUUGGCUG
Pelobates fuscus (common spadefoot toad) is the source of this 1848-nucleotide messenger RNA. It is a transcript of the gene PIGA, whose product is annotated as phosphatidylinositol glycan anchor biosynthesis class A. Gene Ontology annotation, biological process: GPI anchor biosynthetic process. The transcript has 6 exons. Bases 144 to 1574 code for a protein of 476 amino acids. Gene Ontology annotation, molecular function: phosphatidylinositol N-acetylglucosaminyltransferase activity. The record is from RefSeq and is a predicted model, not a curated record. Lineage: Eukaryota; Metazoa; Chordata; Amphibia; Anura; Pelobatidae. Gene Ontology annotation, cellular component: glycosylphosphatidylinositol-N-acetylglucosaminyltransferase (GPI-GnT) complex.